Colletes gigas is the source of this 1425-nucleotide messenger RNA. RefSeq names its product tetratricopeptide repeat protein 17-like. The record is from RefSeq and is a predicted model, not a curated record. The transcript is spliced from 5 exons. Gene Ontology annotation, biological process: actin filament polymerization. Lineage: Eukaryota; Metazoa; Arthropoda; Insecta; Hymenoptera; Colletidae. The coding region runs from base 99 to 1262 and encodes 387 amino acids. Gene Ontology annotation, cellular component: cytoplasm; actin cytoskeleton. Gene Ontology annotation, molecular function: protein binding.
AGUCAUCUGAUUGAAAAUCUAAAUCAUCUUUCUUUGGUAGAAGCAGACGAUUUUUCUGAGUUACUAACGUGUUCAAUCGGUUUUCGUGAAGCGGGAGAAUGCAAGUUAUUGGGGUCGACGGUCGUGUCGUUGGCUAUCUAUUUUGCUUUCUGAUACUCCAGGCAAAACUCACGAACUCAAGGACCUCGUGGAGACUCAGUGCUGACAAAGUCGUUAAAACAACAGACUUUGUGAGCACGAUUGAGGAUGAUCCUAUUUUCGAUAUCCUGGCGAGUAGUAUCAGUGUUGGCGAUGGACAAACUUGGAGCAGAACUGCUGUUUUUGAAAAACACGAGAAGCCUUACUGCCAAGACUGCAAAAAUGUUCUUUCUGGAAACCAUGAACGACGAUUCUCGUCAUACGUGUUGAAGGAUACACCAAACGCUACCGAGUCCUUUCCUCUGUCAUCUCAAGUAUCAGGCGAGCAAGUCAUGUGUACUUCUGGUCAACAGUGCGAGGAUGUAAUCCUAGACUGUGGAAAGUCUGUUAAUUAUUCUUAUUAUGAUAACUUGGUUGGCAUUGCAGACAGAGAUAAACAUCCACUAGUUCCAGAACCUAAUGUUAUACUUAUGUUUAAGAAGAAUGGUAGCAAAAGUAUAGAUAUUGAUAUUGAUUUGUUAGAAAAACGAUUAAUAAAAGCUAAACGAGAGAAACCGAAAUCUGUUCAACUUUAUAAUCAAAUAGGAAAUUUUUGGCGUAUAAAAGGAGAUGCACGAAGGUCAAUUGAAUGUUUUCGACGAGCGCUUGCUGUAUCGCCACAAAAUGCAGAAGUUUUGUUAAAUUUGGCUAGAGUGUUAUUGGUUCAACAAUACUUGGACGACGCAACGUAUUUAGCAAGACGUUCUUUAGAAUUGCAACCUCCAGAUCGGAAUGCAUGGGAACAAUAUCUUACGCUUGGUCAAAUAUUCAAAGCAUAUGGUCAUUAUCAAGAAGCAGCUAUACACUUCCGACAUGCUCUGGAAUUAAAACCAGACCUUUCUGAAGUAGCCGAAGCUCUAAGAGAAGUAGAGUCGCUUCCGGCUGCGAGUAUACAUACCUAUACAUUACUGAUAAUUAUAUGUUUGGUGCUUGGAGUACUUUUAGUAGUUCUAAGCAAUGUGGAAUGUAAUGAAGAUUCUAGUCUAGUUAAUGGGCAACUUCAACGUCCAGUUCCACGUCAUUUUAGUCGCGCUAUGGCAAUGCGUAGUCUACGGCUUAAUGUUACUCGUAACAAACGUUGUUGAUUGUUCGCUAAGAAAAUUAAUAAUCUUGUGAUAGACUAAAAUUUCCAACUGCUGUUAUCAUUUAUCUAUCUACAAAGUAUUAUUUGUAAUAUGAUUUUUAAUAAUUAUUUAGUAUAUUAAUAAUUAUGCAAUUUAUUAUAUCUACAAAUGAAAAUAUACAAUA